AUGACCCUCCUGCUGAUGAGGCCGUGGAGAAACUGUAAUGCGAUUGAUGAAUAUGGGAGGGUCUGUUAUGAUGAUUCCAACUUAGCCACGUUUGUUUGGCUCAGCACCUCGGUCGCACCCAUGUCCAGAGUGACGGCCCUGGCUUCACCCAGCUACCUUUGUGCCCAGAAUGACAGCCCUGGGCAUGUCCAGCUUGAUGACCUCGGCCAUGUUGUGAGUGACGGCCUUGACUUCAACCUGGUUUCACCCAUGGCCCGAGUGACGCCCCUUCCUCUGGUCGCGGAUAGUGAAGAUGUGGGCGGUGGAAGCACCGCCUAG
This is a messenger RNA of Prunus armeniaca (apricot), 318 nucleotides long. Lineage: Eukaryota; Viridiplantae; Streptophyta; Magnoliopsida; Rosales; Rosaceae. The record is from the annotation of a GenBank genome assembly.